UUUAAUUCUCUUAAAGUUCGGUUCGGCGUAAAUUAAUUUAUUUUUCAUAACAUCUGCGCUGGCGUAUGAAAUUUUUUAUUUUAAUUUUAAAACGAGUUUUUUUCGAAAAAAAAAAAUAAAAAUUUUAUUUAAUUCUUUUAUUUUUAAUAUUAAAUUAAAUAAAUAAAUACAAAGAUAACAAUUAAAAAUGAUAAUGACAAAUAAUCGAUCUACACUCCGAUACUUUUACUAUGCAUUUAUUUUAGUGAUACUUGGUUUCUUUUUUGGUACUGCCUAUGUAGCAGUUGAUCUCUUAAGCUUCUAUAUAAAAUACAUUCAACUUUUAUAUGGUUCUGUUACAGCACUUUUAUUAGGUGGUUUUGCUAUAUUUGCUGCAGUUUUAUCUUUGGUUGUAGCUACAUUCGGUUGCAUUGGAAUUCAAAGAUUAAGUGGUCAAACUAUUGUAUUAUAUUCAAUUGCAUUAAUAAUAUCAAUGUUUGUUAAUACUGGCCUUACUAUAGCAUCCUUCAGUUUAGAAAACUCAGAAAGAUCAGCACAUCUAAGAUCUAUGUCCAGUACUAUUGUACUAUAUGAUGAAUUAUUUAUUAAUGAUGUUCGAAAUGCAUGGGAUAGCGUUCAAAAUACAUAUAACUGUUGUGGUGCUACCGGUCCUUCAGAUUGGGAUAUAAUUUAUUAUUCAGAAAAAUUACCACAAAGUUGCUGUACAAGUAAUUUUGCUAAUUGUAAACCAUCAUCAGUUUAUGUAAAAUUUAAUGGUUGCUUUGAACCACUCAUGGAACAUUUGGAAAGUAAAAUUCAUACAAUGGCAGCAAUAUCAUUGGCCUUUACAAUUUUCCAUAUACCGGGACUUGCGAUUGCUUAUUUUGCUAACAGAUUGGCACGCAAGAAUGCAUUAUAAGUUUAUGUUGCCUGGAAUUUGUAAUAUAUGUAUAAAUUGUAAACAUGAGAAAAAACAACUUUUACAAAAUAUUAAUAAAGACUGUAUGAUUUUAAUUUAAUUAAAUUAAAUAACCUAUUUAAUUUAAGAGAUUAAAA
Condylostylus longicornis is the source of this 1035-nucleotide messenger RNA. RefSeq names its product tetraspanin-6-like. Gene Ontology annotation, cellular component: membrane. NCBI's taxonomy places the organism in Eukaryota, Metazoa, Arthropoda, Insecta, Diptera, Dolichopodidae. The coding region runs from base 188 to 898 and encodes 236 amino acids. The transcript has 4 exons. The record is from RefSeq and is a predicted model, not a curated record.